UAUAUUUCAGGGAACUUUGGUUCAAAGAAUAUAUUCAUUUAUCAAGACAAAAUGUUUCUUAUGAACUUACUUACGGUAACAACGCUUAUAACUCUGUCAAAAUCAAGACCCUUGUCAUAUUAUUUAACCCACCAAAGAAGAGAUGCUCCUACUGAUGGAGCAGGAGGAGGAGAUUAUGAUGAUGGAGUAUUCGUACCGUACAUUAUCGACGAAAAAGGAUUCUCUGCCAACGAAUUUUACUGGCCACAGGAUGAAAAUUUAAAAGUAAAUGAUUCAGUAUCUGGUAUCGAUCGGGGUAAAAGAAUUCAUUCUCUCUCGGUAACAAAUUCGCUGGACGUACUUCGAGACCGUGUUUUAUUGGAGCUGGCACGCAGAAAAGCUCAGCAGGAAAAAAUUCAGAUAGACGCAAAUCGUCAUUAUUUGGAUAAUAUUGGUAAACGCUCCAAUCAAUAUAUUAAAAUGGAUUUGCCCCAAAUAUUUGAACCUAAAAACAUUAAAAUACCUCAAAUAUUUGAUCAUCAAUUGAUUGGAGAUCAAUCGGAGUUUAACAACUAUUACAUGGCUAAAAAUCCCCUUCCUCUUGACUCUACUCUUACUCUUGAUUGGUACAACAAUCUAAAUGAUGUCAGUCAGUACAAUCUAAAUGACCAGAUACGAAAGAUUAAAAAGAACAACAAAAUUCGUUUAUUGUAA
Messenger RNA from Cotesia congregata, 693 nucleotides. Lineage: Eukaryota; Metazoa; Arthropoda; Insecta; Hymenoptera; Braconidae. The record is from the annotation of a GenBank genome assembly.